AUGCGAACCCAGGCCUUCAAACCUAUUCAUCCUAUAGAGGAUCCGCCCCUAAAAAGACCCAGAAACUCUGUGAAUUUCACACAUUCACAGGUGCUGGUGGUCCACGAUUCCUCUGGUGGCCGUGUGGCCUGUUCCUCAUUCCAGCCGCAUGGCGAUCUGGCUUUCUGGCAUCUGGGUGGUUGCUACACCGAACAGGACUGGCGUAGUCAGUCAUGGCUGAACUUCACUGGUGCCUUCAGGCGCUGUGGGCCCUCGGCGGUGUGUGUGGCCGAGCACGAGAUGUGCACGGAGGGCUGUUUCGCGGACGAGCAGUGCGAGAUGUUCCCCAUGCGGAUCUGUGACUCCCAGCUGUCUCGAUGCAAACACAAGCCGCUCUUUGGUGCAGCAUCUGGUGCAGAUGUGGCGGCAGCCAUCAUUUUUUUCCUCAUCAGUGGCCUCGCCCUGAGCGCGGGUAUUGGUGGUGGUGGCUUGUAUGUGCCACUCUUGAUGGUGCUUCUAGGUUUUCAAAUUCACGAAGCCACUGGACUCUCCCAGUCUUGCUUGGCUGGAGGAGCCAGCAGCGCCCUGAUUUACAACCUGCGGCAGCGGCAUCCAUCAGGGCAAAAGCCGAUGAUUGAUUACGACUUGGUGCUCAUCAUGGGCCCGAACCUGCUUCUGGGCGCCAUGGUCGGUAGUUUCUUGAACUUUGCUUUGCCCUCCUGGCUGAUCCUUUUGCUCCUGAUUACCAUUCUGGUGCAUUCCGUCUUCAAGACCUUCAAGAAGGCGCUGCAGACCUUGCGGAAGGAGCGCGAGGGGCACGUGGCCGGACUGAAGCCUGGCGAUGCCCGGCUUUCCAAGAACCCUGUGGAGCGAUGUUUAAGGCUGAUCGGCUUGGGCAAGCGCUACGCGGAGUUCGAGGAGAGAGCGCCCAAUGCUGAACGACCCAGUGUCGUGGGACGAAGCGUGGAUGCAGGGGAUGUGAAGCUGGAGUUAGACCUCGGCGCAGGCAGGAGCCCAGGCACAGUCGCUACCAAGCCGGUGGAGUUGACGCCCAGCGAUCAAGUGUCCGUGCAAAGCCUGCAAAGCGUCCACAGUGAGCCGCAGUAUCCAAAGGGAAAGCUGGCAGGAUUCUUGCUGAUGUGGCUGGUCGUGGUGGUCAGCAUCCUUUUCCGCGGGGGCCAUGCUGCCCCUGGGAUCGUCUCCAUGUGUUCUCCGAUGUAUUGGGCUUUUGCGUUGGCGACGGCCAUCAUCUUGCUUUUACUCAGUGCAGCCUCCUCUUGUAUGGCUGGGCAGGAUGCAGGUGCACUUGAGGGAAGAGUGACACAUCCAUCCUGGAGAAGCAGGCUCUAG
This is a messenger RNA of Durusdinium trenchii, 1329 nucleotides long. Lineage: Eukaryota; Dinophyceae; Suessiales; Symbiodiniaceae. The record is from the annotation of a GenBank genome assembly.